Onthophagus taurus is the source of this 2355-nucleotide messenger RNA. NCBI's taxonomy places the organism in Eukaryota, Metazoa, Arthropoda, Insecta, Coleoptera, Scarabaeidae. The record is from RefSeq and is a predicted model, not a curated record.
CGAUUAAGAAAUGUAUUUGAAAUGAAAUUGCCUACUACGCAAUUUAACGUAACGCACCCGUAGUCCGAUUAAGAGCUUUUGAGCUUUCUAGAACCGGCUGCAUGAUUUACGUUAAUUAGAUACGCAAUUUUGAAUGAUGUGGGGGAAUUGAAAAAUUCAAAAAGUGAGUAGUCAUUGAAAACAUGGCGGACGAUCAAGAUGGUGCGACAUGCGAAACUAACGAAAAUAAACCGAAAUUAAUCUCUUUAACGGUCAAAACCCCGAAGGAAAAGGAGGUUAUUGAGGUAUCCGAAGAUGUAACCGUCGCCGAGUUCAAAGAGUCAGUUUCGAAAAAGUUUAAUGCUGAUGUUGAACAAUUAUGCUUGAUUUUUGCUGGCAGAAUUCUUAAAGACGCUGAAACUUUGGUUUCGCAAAAUAUAAAAGAUGGCCUUACCAUACAUUUGGUUAUUAAAUCGAAUCCAAGAAGAACGGAACCUGCACCUGAUAGACCACCAGCUGAUAUAAGUCAAACCCCAUUUAGUUUGGGAAGUAUGGGUGGUUUAUCAGGUUUAGAUGCAUUAGGAUUAGGUUCAACAAACUUUAUGGAUUUACAAAGUCGUCUUCAAUCAGAACUGAUGGGAAAUCCUGAUUUAUUAAGACAAGUAUUGGAUAAUCCGCUUGUUCAACGCUUGUUAACCGACCCGGAAAAUAUGCGCGCUUUGAUAAUGAGUAAUCCUCAAAUGCAAGAAUUAAUAGACAGAAACCCGGAUAUUAAUCAUAUGUUAAAUAACCCGGAGUUAUUGCGUCAAACGAUGGAGUUGGCGAGAAACCCAUCGAUGCUUCAUGAAUUAAUGCGUACUCAUGAUAGGGCGUUGAGUAAUUUAGAGAGUAUACCGGGUGGAUACAACGCGCUACAGCGGAUGUAUCGGGAUAUUCAAGAGCCGAUGUUGAGUGCAGCUUCGGAACAAUUUUCUCGAAAUCCAUUUUCUGGGUUGGUGGAUAACAGUUCGACGAGUAAUCCACAACAAGGGACGGAGAAUCGAGAACCUCUCCCAAAUCCUUGGUCAGCAAAUCGACCGGAACCCACUGGAGGAGCUCCAUCCCAACCUCAACCACAACGAUCACCACCAAAUUUAAUGAAUCCGCCGAUGGCUAGCUUAUUACAACAAAUGACCGAAAAUCCGCAGCUUGUACAAAGUAUGCUCAACGCGCCGUACAUGCAAAAUAUGUUACAAUCGCUUGCUGCUAAUCCAUCGGUCGCUAACAACAUUCUUGCGCAAAAUCCUUUGUUUCAAGAUAAUCCCGCUAUGCAGGAACAAAUGAGAACAAUGAUGCCACAAUUUUUACAACAAUUACAAAAUCCUGAGGUUCAAAGUCUCAUUACAAACCCACAGGCCUUAAACGCAAUAAUGCAAAUUCAGCAAGGUAUGGAAACGUUACGCACCGCUGCUCCAGGAUUGGUGAAUACACUCUCACCAGGCAUAGCAGCAUCACCUUAUGGAGGAAUAACACCACCUAAUUCUACGGCACAAUCGCCUACAUCGACCGCUACGACGUUGCCUUCAACUCCAACUACAACAACCACCACCACAGCUGGAGGUGGUGGAGGAGGAGGAGGAGGGGGUGCUACUAACGACAGUUUUACGGAUUUUAUGGCGAGGAUGUUAGCUGGGAUGUCAGUGCAAGGUGAUAAUAAUUUACCACCUGAGCAGCGUUAUAGAACACAACUGGAACAGUUAACAGCGAUGGGUUUUGUGAAUAGAGAAGCUAACUUGCAGGCGUUAAUCGCGACGUUUGGCGAUAUUAACGCGGCAGUGGAGAGAUUAUUGGCGUUGGGGCAAAUGUCCACGACUUAACCGAGUUUAUAAAAUGCCACCACAGAGACGACACCUUCUUCUUAUUUCUCAAUUGCAUAUUAUUAUUCUCCCCAUUAAUAAUUACUGUAUAUUUUACUGCUGGUCGUCGCUGAUUGUAUAUUGAAAUAAUUCUGUUCUUUUUACAAAAAAAAACGAUAAAGAAAAAGAAAUUUUUGUAAAACCCAAAUCCCUCAUUUUCAACGUUGGAUAACGAUUGAAAUAAAAAAGAGGUUGGUUGAUGUAUUUAGAUAUAUUUCUAUAUAGAGUAACCCUCCGAGGACAACUCCUUAUAAUUUUUUUUAUUGUUUUACCUUUUUAUUGUAAUUUUAUUCAGUUUUAUGUGGGUAGCGGAAGUUGAUCCUGUUUAAUUUUUAUCAAGAAAAAGUGGUUUUAUGAAUACUAAAAAAAGAAAAAAAAAUGUUAAGUCAGCAAGUGAACUUAGGCUCUAGUUAUCUUUUUGUUGUAUUAAUAAUAAAAAAUAUGUUCAUUUAAUCGAAAAAAAAAUAAAUAAUAAAACUUA